Molecule: messenger RNA, 2862 nt
Organism: Sipha flava (yellow sugarcane aphid)
Lineage: Eukaryota; Metazoa; Arthropoda; Insecta; Hemiptera; Aphididae
Exons: 3
Coding region: 803-1666 (287 amino acids)
Molecular function (GO): protein binding
Source: RefSeq, a predicted model, not a curated record
CAUGUACCUAAAUUAUUUAUUUAUGUAUAUCAGGAUGCUCGAAUUGUUUGUAACUACUUUUAUUUUUAAUUUUUGUAGGUUGAGGCAUUGAUUUUAUAAUAUACAGAUAAGCCAUUCUAUUGUUAAUAGUGGCAGCGGCUAAUUGCAUUCAGCCGUUAGACGUCGAUGUGUUCGAUUGCAUUCAAGAGGGAUAAACAUUGGAUGGGUGCUGUUUUGCUAUAUGCACUACGAUAGCUGAUUAUAUUCUAUUUUUAGGAUUUGUUUUAACUGUUGAUAUAUUUUACUCUGUCGACAAAAACAACAGCGUUUCGAAUAAUUGAGUGGCUACUCAUGUUGAGUGAAAAUGUAACAAACUUGGAAAUAUCAUUGAUUUUAUAUAAUAUAAAAUAUUCAUUUUAUUGUGCUUAUAAAGCUGUUUCCACAUUUACAAACACAUUUUCAGUAUAUUUAUUUUAAAAUAUUUAAUCAAUUUUAAAAUUUUAAACUUAUGAUGUCUGGUAAUAUCUGUCAAUAUGUGAAUUGCAACAAAUCAAAAAAAAAUUUUCCAACAUUGAAAAUGUUUCGAUUUCCGAGAGAUGAAACUAGAUUAGACACAUGAACCAUCAAUGCAGGAAAUUUGAAAAUAUUAUCUCUUGAUAAAUCAAAACUGUACACUAAAUAUUUAUGCCAAGAACAUUUUUCAUCUGACUGUUUUAUGACAAGAAAUGACGAAGUUAAAGCCAACUGAUAUAUUCCUUAUAAAUUUAGGGAUAAAGAUCAACCAUCAACAUCCAGUGAAAACAAUAAAAUACAGCGAACGAUUAUGAAUGAACUACCUGGUGAAAUAUUACUGACCAUAUUUAGAAAACUGCCAGCUUUUGAUUUUAUCACACUACUACCUUUGGUAUGUAAUCGCUGGGCAAAAUUGGUUGCAUCUGACGUGUACACAUUGAAAUCAGUUGUUAUGCAUCAUUUAAACUCAUAUGGAGUAUUUUUUUUUUCAAUCAAAGGCGAAGCUUUUAUAGACUGGCCAUCCGAGAAAUUUGAAGUUUACUUGCGUGCCUAUACCCAAGAUCCCCUGCAUCCUUUAAUCAAUUAUUGUGAUGCUUUUUACCUAUGCACUCAAUUCACAGAGAUUUACAAGCACAUUAAAACGCUAAUGAUUUCUCGAAAUUUAUCCGUUUACCCCACUGAAGGUUUUACUUACAUAAAAAAUUUAACGACUUUGGUAUUCUACGAAAUAUCACUCAAUGAAAUUAAUAAGCAUACAUUAUUAGAAUUAGGCAGUGUGUAUGCUAAUGUAAAUGAAGUUAUAUAUAUUAAAUGCCGUAUAUCCUGUGUUUUGGAUUUGAAAUGUUUGCACAUUGGUUUCAAAAAAUUAAAACGGUUACGUGUAGAUCAUUUCCGUGUGUGUGAUAAGUUUUUAGAUGAAUUAUUAAAAACCCAUCGUACUUUGGAAUCGGUAAGGUUGGGCCAUUGUACGAUUAUGAGUGAUAGGUGGAUAGAUGUCUUACAGAUUAGACUUAAAGGACAAAGAUCCAUUGCGAGCCUCGAUAUGCAUAGUCCUUAUUUCACGGAAAAAUGUGUAAAAGAAUUUUUAGCCACUGAUAAUUUUUUCCUUGAUAAAAAAUUGUUAAAAAUUAGUUUUGAUUCAGCCUUGUACCCAUUUUUUAUUUCCAUUGUUUGACUUCCAAGAUUGUUUAUUAUCGAGAUAGAACUAUCAUCUACCAAAAACAAAAAAAAAAAAAAUAGUGUGCUUCAAUAAUAUUUUUUUCAAUAUUCAAUUUUAGUACUUUAUUAAGCUUAGUUAUUUAUAAAUAUUGAUUGUUAGUAACAAAGUUUAAUUCAUUAACUCCGUGUAAAACAAUACUCGUGGAAAGUAUUUAUGUGCCGUGCCUUUUGUUUAAAUUUGAUAUGUUUAUAAUUUUCCAAACAUUGAUUAUCUUUAAUAAUUUUAAAAUUAAGAAUUUCAAAUGUCCGUAUCAUUUUGAAUAAAAUAAAAAAAGAAAAGUUUUUUUACGUGUAUAUUAUUGUGUUGUUUGUGUAAGACAGAUUUAAUAAACAAGACUGUUCUUUAUAAAAAUAGAUAGGUUUUUGUUUAAGACGGGGUUUCAUCUGAUGUACCACAUUACAAAACAAGUGAUUAUGUUCUAAAUUUAUGUGAUAACGACCAAUAAUCAUCUGGUAUAAGACCAUGUUAAUUUAUUUUAAUCAUCUCAUGACCAUUUUUUUUAAAAUGUAUUUAUAUGUGUGUGUGUGUAGUAGUUCGAAAUUGUAAAAUGCUUAUAUCAACCAUUUAUAAAACGGCGUAAAGUAAUAUUCACUCAGUAUGAUAUAAUAUGAACGAAGAUUGAUAAUUAUUUUAAUGGGAAUGAUAGCAGGGGAAACUCGAAUUGCCUCCCAUGUGAAAAUGUUCCAUUAAUAAAAUUAAUACAAUCGAUAUAAAACUAUCUAUUUAUACAAUAAUACCAUCGACCAUUAUAACAGUUUUUCCCUUUUCACUUAAAAUUAUAGACAUUUUGACCAAAAUAAAUUAUUUAAUUAAACCAGUAUUAUUAUUUUAAAUUAUUAAAUUAUAACGAAAAAUAUACCACGGCUUCAUUAAGAUAGUUCACAAACGUAUACUGACGCGAUAGUGCAAAUAUAGUACCUAGUGUCAAUCUGUAGUUUUAAAUUGAAAACCAGUAAAAGCAACAUUAUGUCAUAUCAUAUCAUAUAUUAUAUUAUCCCAACAAAAACACUUCGUCGAACUCCGUGUAAAAAAUUGCUAAGUAAAAAAACUAGUCAUCUAUAAGACUUAAGCAUUAUAAAGAUGUGAUAUCAUGAAUAAAUGGUAAGUAAAUUAAAUUUUCAAUAAAUUUAUUCUAUUUCAAUCAUUUAUUU